AGCGGGAGAGGACACCGGGGUAGCCUCGGAUGCCGUCGCCCCCCUGCCCCCGCCGCCUUGCCGAGAUGAGGGAGGCGCCGCCCACAAACACCCCCGGGGGACCCCUCAGCCGAAAGCCCCGAGACCGCGGCCACGACGACGCGGCCGACGCCACCGACUCCUCGCCGCCCCCCUUCAGCUUCAGCAUCCACGACGCCUCCUAUGCGGUCAGCGAGCGGGUCGGGCCUUGGUGGACCGCCGGGGUCGGAGGGCAGAAGUGGACACGGCAGAUCCUGAAGGGCGUCUCGCUGUACCUGGAGAGCGGGCAGAUGCUGGGGGUCCUGGGGAGCUCAGGUUCCGGGAAGACCACGCUGCUGGACGCGCUGUCGGGGCGGCUGAGGCAACGGGGGACGUCGGUGGGGGACGUGUGUGUCAACGGCCACCCGCUGCGCCCCGACCGGUUUCAGGACUGCAUCUCCUAUGCCCUGCAGGAGGACACUUUGCUGGGCUACCUCACCGUCCGGGAGACCCUGAUGUACACGGCACAGCUGGUCGUCGGCACCGGUUCCCCUGACUUCUUCCGCAGGAAGGUAGAAUCGGUGAUGGCGGAGCUGAGCCUCAGCCACGCGGCGGACACGCUGAUCGGGAGCCAUGCGACCGGAGGCAUUUCUAAUGGCGAAAGGCGUCGCGUGUCCAUCGCGGCCCAACUCCUCCGGGAUCCGAAAAUCAUGCUGUUGGACGAGCCGACCACGGGGCUGGACUGCACGGCGUCGAGGCAGAUCGUCACGCUCCUGUCCACGCUGGCCCGCCGGGACCGGGUCGUCGUCCUCACCGUUCACCAGCCCCGCUCCGAGCUCUUCCAGCUGUUCGACAAGAUUGCCUUGAUGAGCAGCGGGGAGCUGGUUUUCUGUGGGACUCCCACCGAGAUGCUGGAUUUCUUCCGUGACUGCAGCUACCCGUGUCCCGACCACUCCAACCCGUUCGACUUUUACAUGGACCUGACGUCGGUGGACACGCAGAACAGAGAGCGUGAGCAGGAAACAACCCGGGGGGUCCAGCUGCUGAUCGCUGCCUUCCAGAACUCAGCUGCUUACCUCCACACCCUGGAGAGCAUCCAGAGAGCCAAGCGGCCAGAAUCCUCCCCGCCGACUCCCCUCAGGACCACCCAGCCGCCGGGGACCCUCUCGAAACUGGGAGUCCUGCUCAGGAGAGUCACGCGGAACCUGCUGAGAAACAAGCUGGCGGUGACCAUGCGCUUGUCUCAGAACCUCAUCUUUGGCUUGUUCCUGGUCUUCUGCCUCCUCCACGUGCAGAGCGACGUGGUGCGGGGGGCAGUGCAGGACCGCGUGGGGCUGGUCUACCAGUGUGUGGCGGCCACACCCUACACGGGGAUGCUCAACGCCGUCGCCCUGUUCCCGGCCUUGCGCGCCGUCAGUGACCGGGAGAGCCAGGACGGGCUGUACCAGAAGUGGCACAUGGCGCUGGCGUACAUGCUGCACCUCAUCCCCUUCAGCGUCAUCAGCGUGCUCCUCUUCAGCAGCUUCACCUACUGGACCGUGGGCCUGUAUCCCUCCGCCGCCAGAUUCGGCUACUUCUCAGCCGCCAUCCUGGUCCCGCACCUGAUGGGCGAGCUGAUGACCGUGGGGCUCCUGGCCCUGGUGCGAGACCCCAACAUGGUGAACAGCGCCGUCGCCCUGAUGAACAUCGCCGGCGUCCUGGUCGGGUCCGGGCUGCUGAGGAGCAUCGAGAAUACGCCCCUCCCAUUCCAAGUCCUCAGCUACCUCACCUUCCAGAAAUACGGCAGCGAGAUCCUCAUCGUCAACGAGUUCCAAGGGCAGAACUUCACGUGUGGCAGCUCCAACACGUCCAUCGCCACUUCCCCCUUCUGUGCCUUCAGCCAGGGCGACGUCUACAUCGAGCGAACCCGCCCCCAGGCUCCGGCCCGCUUCACCAGCGACUUCCUGAUUCUGUACGCCUUCGUGCCCGCCCUGGCCGCCCUGGGCCUGGCCGGCUUCAAGGUCAGGGAUCGCCUCAUCGGCCGGUAGAGAGCAGCCGCAUCUCCUCCAGCGGGGCCCCCGAGCGCUGCCCUCCGCCCACCCGGCAAUCUUCUCCACUCUGCAUCUUCAGUGACUUGGCCCGAUUCCGGCAUUGACUGCUGCCUCCAUGGCUGCUUCUCGCUCCAAAAACUUCCGUUGAGGACCCGAGUUGGCCCAGCGGGUGGUGGGCCUAGGAUAUAACCUCGGCCUCCCUCCAGGCCUCCACCGGGCCCUCGACCGAUCCAGCCCGCAGAUGGAAUCGAAAGUUUGGGAGAACUAGGGAAACUCCGAGGUGGUUCUGGUCCCCGAUGCACUGAGUUCCAGAUUUGCAGGAGAGGGCCCCCGUCAGAGAGCGGAGAAGGGGAGCUCUGCCGGAUUGCCACGGCCGGGCCUAAGGGUCAGGCUCUCCAGCCGCCUUUGGGCAAGUCACUUAACUUCUAGUAAUAAUAAUAAUGAUAACUGCUGUAUUUGUUAAGUGCUUAUUAU
Ornithorhynchus anatinus (platypus) is the source of this 2501-nucleotide messenger RNA. It is a transcript of the gene ABCG5, whose product is annotated as ATP binding cassette subfamily G member 5. Gene Ontology annotation, molecular function: ATP binding; ATP hydrolysis activity; ABC-type transporter activity. The coding region runs from base 30 to 2024 and encodes 664 amino acids. The transcript has 13 exons. Lineage: Eukaryota; Metazoa; Chordata; Mammalia; Monotremata; Ornithorhynchidae. The record is from RefSeq and is a predicted model, not a curated record. Gene Ontology annotation, cellular component: plasma membrane. Gene Ontology annotation, biological process: cholesterol homeostasis.